Messenger RNA from Medicago truncatula (barrel medic), 4443 nucleotides. RefSeq names its product protein RNA-directed DNA methylation 3. Gene Ontology annotation, molecular function: mRNA binding. The record is from RefSeq and is a predicted model, not a curated record. Gene Ontology annotation, cellular component: DSIF complex. The coding region runs from base 100 to 4080 and encodes 1326 amino acids. NCBI's taxonomy places the organism in Eukaryota, Viridiplantae, Streptophyta, Magnoliopsida, Fabales, Fabaceae. Gene Ontology annotation, biological process: regulation of transcription by RNA polymerase II; transcription elongation by RNA polymerase II; regulation of DNA-templated transcription elongation. The transcript is spliced from 18 exons.
UUUCAUUUCUGAUUUAUUGUUGUCUUUCCCAAUUCACACUCACUUCACCUCCUUUUUCUCUCUGUGCAUGCAAUUCGCAUUGGUUUCAAUUCACCGGAAAUGACGAACAAGGGCAAAGCUCCCGCCGUCAAGGGUAAAGCUCCCGCCGGAAAAGGUUCCUCCGGCAAACGGAAGAACAACUUCGAUGACGACAAGACCGGCAAACGGAAGAAUCGAGGAGUCGUUCAGUUCUUCGAAGACGAAGCCGCUGACGUCGAUAGCGAUGACAGCGAGUUCAGCGAUUUCAGCGACGAAUCUUAUGAAGAUGAAUUUGAGACGUUGUCAACGACGAGGAACGAGUCAGCUAAGGGUUCGAGUAGCGUCCCACGAGUUCCCAAACAGGAGCUUGUGGAUGAAGAAGAAUUUGAUAGAUUGAUGGAAGAACGUGUUAAUUCUAGGUUUUUCCGUUUUGCUGAAGAUGGAGAUGAGUUUGAGGAUAAACCAAUGGAGGAUAAUUCUUCUUUACAUCAUGCUCUUAAGGAAUCAAUUCCAACCAUAUGGAGAGUUAAAUGCACUGUUGGGCGCGAGAGGCUUUCAGCUAUCUGUCUGAUGCAGAAGUUUGUUCACCUGAAAGGACUGGAUACUAAAUUGCAGUUAAUAUCUGCCUUUGCUGUAGAUCAUGUGAAAGGAUUUAUAUACGUUGAAGCUGAAAGGCAAAAUGAUAUAAAUCAGGCAUGUUACGGGAUUACUGGUAUCUAUGCUACUCGAGUGCAACCUGUUCCAAGAAAUGAAGUUUUUCAUCUGUUCUCUGUUAAAAUUAAAAAACCUGAAAUUUCUGAGGGCAUGUGGGGUCGCGUAAAAGGUGGUAAUUACAAGGGGGAUUUAGCACAGGUUGUGGCAGUGAAUAACACGCACAAGAAAGUUACUGUGAAGCUUGUUCCAAGAAUCGAUCUAUUUGCUCUGGCUGCCAAAUUUGGUGGAGGAUGUCGCCAAAAAGCUGCGGUACCAGCACCGAGAUUAAUUAGCUCCACUGAACUUGAGGAGUUCCGACCUCUGAUCCAAAUAAAACAUGACCGGGAAACUGGCAAGGUUUUUCAGGUUCUUGAUGGCAUGCUGCUCAAGGAUGGAUUUCUAUAUAAGAAAGUAUCUCCAGAUUCAUUAAGUUUUUGGGGUGUUGUUCCCACUGAAGAGGAGCUAUUGAAGUUUGGGUCUUCCGAAAACAAUGACUCAAAUGAUAUGGAGUGGCUUUCUAAUAUUUAUGGCGACACAAAGAAGAAACGGGUUACUAUUGCUGACAAGGGCGAUGGCAAAGGAGAGGGCUCAUCAGCUUCAGGCGCAGGAAAUGAUUUUGAAUUAUAUGCUCUUGUGCGUUUUCGCAAAAAGGACUUUGGUGUGAUAAUAAGCACAGAUAAGGAUGGUACUUACAAGAUUCUAAAAGAGAGUUCAGAAGGACCUGUUGCUGUAACUGUUCAACGAAACGAAAUAAAAAGUGCUCUGUGCGAUCUGAAACUUAGUGCCCAGGACCUGCACCGUAAGACUAUAGUUGUUAAUGACAAUGUUAAGGUUCUGGAUGGUCCAUCUCAGGGUAAACAAGGCAUUGUUAGACAUAUCUAUCAAGGGAUUGUCUUUCUAUAUGAUGGAAAUGAGGAAGAAAAUGGUGGUUACGUCACAGCUAAAGCUAUCAUGUGUGAGAAAGUCAAGCUUGCCGUUAGUGAUUUCAGCGCAAUUGGAAAGGAUAGUGAACCAGGUCCUUUAGUCUUUGACGAUCAACCAUCAUCACCAAGAUCACCACUCUCACCAAAAAAGCCAUGGCAAGCAAAAGAAAAGGAUUUUAACCGUGGGGACAGUGAUAGCUUAUUUGCUAUUGGCCAGACCUUGAGAAUUAGGAUAGGUCCAUUGAAGGGAUACCUCUGCCGUGUCACUGGCAUACGUCGCUCUGAUGUCACUGUGAAACUAGAUUCUCAGCAAAAGUUUCUUACAGUUAAAUCUGAGCACCUUUCUGUGGUUCAAGGGAAGAGUACCGCUGUGUCAGCAAGUGGUGAUCCAGAUUCGAGUUCAUUAAAUCCAUUUGAUUUGCUGGGCGCUGAAGGCAGCUCUGGAGGUUGGUUGAAUAAUAGUGCGGGAACGUCCACUGGAAGCGGUGGAUGGAAUGCUGGAGAAACGUCAGGUGAAAGGAGUGCAUGGGGUAACCCUUCGGCUCCAAGUUCUGUGCCAGGGUCUACCUCGGAUCCCCUCAGUUCUGAGGGUAAUGCAGAAGAUAAUGCAUGGGGCACUAAAAGUACUUCAACUGCGACGCCCGCAUGGGGUGCUGCAGUGAACACCGGAACCACAUCUGAGACAGAUCAGUCUGGUGGCUGGGGCACUAAAAGUACUUCAACUGCGACGCCCGCAUGGGGUGCUGCAGUGAACACCGGAACCACAUCUGAGCCAGAUCAAUCUGGUAGCUGGGGCACUAAAAGUACUUCAACUCCGACGCCUGCAUGGGGUGCUGCAGCGAACGCCGGAACCACAUCUGAGCCAGAUCAAUCUGGUAGCUGGGGCACUAAAAGUACUUCAACUCCGACGCCUGCAUGGGGAGCUGCAGCGAACACUGAAACCACAUCUGAGCCAGAUAAGUCAGGUGGCUGGGGCACUAAAAGUACUUCAACUCCGACGCCCGCUUGGGGUGCUGCAGUGAACACCAUAACCACAUCUGAGCCAGUUCAGUCUGGUGGCUGGGGCACUAAAAGUACUUCAACUCCGACGCCAGCAUGGGGUGCUGCAGUGAACAUCGAAACCACAUCUGAGCCAGAUCAGUCAGGUGGCUGGGGCACUAAAAGUACUUCAACUCCGACACCCGCUUGGGGUGCUGCAGUGAACACUGGAACCACAUCUGAGCCAGAUCAGUCUGGUGGCUGGGGAAAAGGUGGAGGCAGCUCGGGUCAGUCAGAGCCUAAUGAUAAUCAGAAUACUGCCUGGGGCACUAAAAGUACUUCAACUCCGAAGCCCUCAUGGGGUGCUGCAGUGAACACCGGAACCACAUCUGAGCCAGAUCAGUCUGGUGGAUGGGGAAAAGUUGGCGGCAGCUCGGGCCAGACAGAGCUUAAUGACAAUCAGAAUACUGCUUGGGGCACUAAAAGUUCUUCCACUCCGGCACCUGCAUGGGGUGCUACAGUGAACACCGGAACCACAUCUGAGCCAGAUCAGUCCGGCGGCUGGGGCACUAAAAGUACUUCAACUCCGAAGCCCUCAUGGGGUGCUGCAGUGAACACCGGAACCACAUCCGAGCCAGAUCAGUCCAGUGGCUGGGGCGCUAAAAGUACUUCUGAUGUGAACAAUAGCAAUUGGAAUUCUGGUGAUUCUAAUAAAACAUCAAACUCAGGAAAGAAUAGUAACUGGAACAAUUCCUCUGGGGGUGCUUGGAAUGAAAACAAGACUUCCAACUGGAGUUCUGGUGGUGCAAGUGAAGGCACUAAUUGGAGAAGCAAUGAAGGUCCAAAUGAAACUUCUGAUGACGGAGGUGGUGGGAGGGGAGGUUACCGUGGUAGAGGUGGCUCAGACAGUGGUGGCUAUAGAGGUAGAGGUUUUCGGGGCAGAGUAGAGCGUGGGGGUUUUGGUGGCCGAGGGGAACAAGGAGGCUUUGGUGGCAGAGGUAGAUCAGAUGGGGAAGGUUUUGGUGGUAGAUGGGGAUCAGACAGAGGAUCCGGAGGAGGCAGAGGCCGUGGAAGGAAUGACCGACCUGGUGGUUGGAGCAACAGUCGUGAUUCUGGUGAGGAUGGAUCCUCUGACUGGAAGAAGGGGUCAGAUAAUGUUGAAGGGUGGAAGAGUAAUAAUGGGUCUGGGUCUUGGAACCAGAAUAGCAGUGACAAGAAGGAUGGAGGGAACUGGACUUCAGCAAGUGGUGGAGCUAGUGGUAGUUGGAACAGUGAUAGGCCAGGACAGGUGGCAGAGGCUAAAGACGGUGCUGGCUGGGCCAAGGGAACGGAUUCUGGUGCUGGCUGGGCCAAGGGAACAGAUUCUGCUUCAGAUAAGGGUCAAUCUAGUUGGAAUGGAUCAGCAGCAGAUGGUGCUGCAGGCUCUUGGGGCAAGAAAAAUGAUGGGGGUAGCAAAGGUGGAUGGUAACUACUUUCUAGAACGGGCUAAAUGAACCAAAGCAAAUCGAGCUCUGCCAUUUCUACUUGCUGAUUUCAAUCGUUUUUUGUAAAUUUUCACCCAUCUUUCUGCUGGAACAUUAUGUCUAUUAUGUUAACUUUAAAUUAUUGUAAACAGAUCUGAUGAAUGACUAACCCGUUCUGCUGUGUUAUUGCAAGGAAAUGUUCCAUGAAAAUCAGUGUUCAGUUGUUUGUCACCAUGUCUUUCUUUUUUAGGGGUGAAUUACUGUGUUCUUUUGUUAUAUUUAUUGACUUGUGUUGUCUUUCUUUUCUGGUAAACGAUGUUGAGACGUGUUUCAAAUGUAUAUUGUUGCUAAUUUGUGAUGGUUGCUAA